UGGUGGCGGCGGGGGGCGGGCGCCGGCACUCGGAGUCGUCCGCUGCCGCCGCGCAGAGCCGCCGCCGGGCCUGAGGCCGAGCCGCCGCCGCCAUGCCGUCGGAGAAGAGCUUCAAGCAGCGCCGCACCUUCGAGCAAAGAGUGGAAGAUGUCCGACUGAUUCGAGACCAGCAUCCAACUAAAAUACCAGUGAUCAUUGAACGGUACAAGGGAGAGAAGCAGCUUCCAGUUUUGGAUAAGACCAAGUUCCUGGUGCCAGACCACGUCAACAUGAGCGAGCUAAUCAAAAUCAUCAGGCGACGCCUGCAGCUCAACUCCAACCAGGCCUUCUUCCUGCUGGUGAACGGACACAGCAUGGUCAGCGUCUCCACACCCAUCUCCGAGGUGUACGAGAGCGAGAAGGACGAGGACGGCUUCCUCUACAUGGUCUACGCCUCUCAGGAGACUUUUGGAGCGCAACCUUCCAUCUAAGGCUCGAGGGCGGCUUCCAGCCUUGGAGUCUGGGUUCCCCUUGGCCAUCGCCCCCCACUCCUCCCCACACACACCCCAGGGAAAGAAACGGAUGUCCCUUAGCAUAGUGUCGCUCUAGCAGGUGUCUCAUCUCCCCUCGCCUUGUUUGUGACUGUGAAUGAGUGCAGACCAGCUCCUCCGCCUUGCAACCUGCUGUACGUCCCACACAGGCACAGUCACGGCUCUGGACUUGAGGGGUGGAACCCGAUGGCGCUGGCAAAGGAAGGGACACUCGAGUGACUCUUAACAAGCAAACGGGCACCAGGGAGGAGCUGGAGGGUUCUGUGUGACAGUUUCCUGGAAAAUCUCCCUCUGAUUUCCUUGAAAGUUUUGUUUGUUUUUCUUUCUCCAGUGGGAAAUGCUUCUCACACGGGUCUGUUCUGAAGCAGAGCUCAGGCUCCUGCAGCUCGCUCCCGCUCGGCAGCGCUGGGGCGGGUGCUUGGGGCGAGCCGGGGGCCUGCAGCUCUCCUCGUCUCCCUUUUAUUUGUUGUGUGGCACCACAGGCGUAGGAAAGGUGCCAGUUUCUGAAAUACUCAUACCAAACAGCACAGCUUUAUCGUAGGUUUAGCAAGUGUUUAACUGUAAAAUACUCACCUGGACAGGCAACACUGAAAUAAACUCCAGUCUGUUAUGAAUUUCUAA
Molecule: messenger RNA, 1151 nt
Organism: Colius striatus (speckled mousebird)
Lineage: Eukaryota; Metazoa; Chordata; Aves; Coliiformes; Coliidae
Gene: MAP1LC3B
Product: microtubule associated protein 1 light chain 3 beta
Exons: 4
Coding region: 93-470 (125 amino acids)
Biological process (GO): cellular response to nitrogen starvation; macroautophagy; autophagy of mitochondrion
Cellular component (GO): autophagosome; cytosol; autophagosome membrane
Molecular function (GO): ubiquitin protein ligase binding
Source: RefSeq, a predicted model, not a curated record